Molecule: messenger RNA, 3369 nt
Organism: Rhizophagus irregularis DAOM 181602=DAOM 197198
Lineage: Eukaryota; Fungi; Glomeromycota; Glomeromycetes; Glomerales; Glomeraceae
Source: RefSeq, a predicted model, not a curated record
AUGUUAGAACACAAUGAUAGGUUUUCUUUAAACUCACUUUUUGAAAACUUUACAGAGGAAUCAGAAGAGUUGGAGGACGACAUAAGCAGUGAUAAUGAAGGGAGUGACUGUGAGUUUUUUGGUUCUUUUGCUGAUUUUGACGAAUGUAAUAUUAGAUUUUUACAUAGAAUAUCUGAAAAUAUUGAUGUAACUAGUAGUUCUGACUCCGAUAUUUAUGAAGAUGAAAUAAAUGAAGACCUUGAAUGUGAAAAUGAGUGUAAUAACGAACAGUCUCCAUGUAACAAUAAUAAUGAAUAUCACGAAAUUAUAGCAGAUUUAGAGUUAAAAGAUUUGACGGCGUGUGUGGUAAUUGAUUUUAUUAAUGGUAAGUUUCAACGGUGUGGGCAAAAUGAAGGAAAGAUAAGGCAAUUGCGUAACCUUUUUGGCACAUGGCAAAUAGAUCGUGACGCUGUUAAAGAAGUAAAUGGUAUUUUACCAAGAUUGGGAGUUUGUGAUUCACAUUUUCAAUUUGACAAUAAAUACCUGCAUAAACCACGAGAAAAAAAAUUUAAAGACUUUGAAUCAGGAAUAAUACAAUGGUGUAGAUGUAUGUCUUGUGAUAAAUUUGUGAAUUUUUUUUCACGGGGUAUGGGAUGUGCUCAACAUUCUUGGUAUAUAAAUAAACAUAAUAUUCAAGUAUCAUGUAUUGGACAAUAUGGCUGUGAAGCGUUAAAAGAAUGUGAUCCUUUAUGUGUUCAAGCAUUUGAUAAUAUUAAAAGAUCAAGAUCUAUUUGCUGUUCAUGUUACGAAAAACUUGGGGGUCAUAUUUAUCAACGUCCAGGAAGAGGAAAAAAAGGAAGUACAUGUGUCAAUAAACAAUUACAUUUAGAAGAUAUUAGUAAAGGGCUCGAAUUUUUGGGUAAUUGGUUGAUUGACAUUUCACGAACUCAAGAUGAAGAAUUAAAAAAACAAAUAUUGGUAGCGUUAGUUAAUACUCUUAUUCCUUUUGCGCCCCAUUCAUAUUAUAAUAAAGAAACUAAUAAUCCUAUUCCUAUUUCUACAAGUAAAAUUACUCAACCACCUAGUUUAUUUCUUAUUAAAUUGCUUUUUAUUAAAUUUUUUAAAAAAAUAAAUGACAACCCAAAAAUAAACAUUGAUAAUUUUAAGGAACUUGGAAGUAUAAUUGGAAAUAAAUUGUGGAAUUCACGAUCAGAUGUUAUUGCAAAUAAAUCUUCCUUAGAAUCACCACAAACUAUCCAAGAAUAUUAUAAUGCAUUUCCGAAUUUUAUAACUACAUUUUUUUGGGGAAUAAUUUAUAAGUUGCAAGAAAAAAAAAUAGAAAUAAGUAAUCGUCAGCAAAAAAAACGUAACAAGCCUCUUCAAACUGUUAAUCACAAAAAAUUAACUAAAGUAGUGACAUUUAUUACCUCAAUAUUAAUAGGAUUUGCUUUUCCUUCUUUAAAAAUUUGGUUACCUCGAGUUUUAGCAAGUUUGGUUCGUAGACCACGAUUAUUAAGUUCACUCUGCCAACUAUUAACAAUGUGUCAUGUAACAUCUCACAUAGAUAGAUAUGAAAGAAAGCUUGCUAAUGUUCGAAUGAAAAAUGCUAAUCCAACACAACGCCUAAUUAAAAAAAAUAAUAUUUGGAAUUUAGCAAUCAUCGAUAACAUUGAUUUCAAAGAAAAAAGUUUUAAGUUUGGAAAUAUUUACGAUGUUACUCUAGAAAGUUCUCAUGCAAUAUUAAGAAUGGCCUUUCAAAUACAGCUACCAAUAGAUAUAAUAAGGACUGGACCUGAAGAAAUGGUUGAAUUAACUGCAGAUACACCGUUAUUUGGUAUGAACUCUAGGAUAGAUCAAUUAUUAAUGACUUUUCAAGAAGUAUUCAAAGAAUUAUUAGAUUUUAAAAAUAUCAAUGGCGAAUUAUCUUACAGAAAAGAUUUUGAUGCUAAAAGCGUUAAAGAUAUUUUACUUUCCAAAUUAGAUUAUGGAUAUGAAGAGAUUUUAAAUGCCGCUGAGAUGUAUAAAAAAGAAUUUGAUUUAAAAGAUUAUGAAUUUCUUGAUAUUGUUGCUGAUGAAGCAAUAUAUCGUAGAUUAAUUAAAUGUAAAAAAAAAUGGACAAAAUUAAGACCUCACCUAGGUCAGUGGCACACGUCUAAGGACUUUUGCUCAGUACUUUUAGUUCUAUUUUCAAGUUAUGGAUUAUUAAGUUUAGCUUCACGUCUUGGUGUGCGAUUUUUAGAUAAACUUGAAAUUGUUGUGGACUAUCGUUCAACAGCUAGAGUAUUAGAUCUCUUGUGGGUUGCUGUAUUAAUCGCUAUUAAUAUUUAUAUUAAUUUAAAAAAAAUAAAUUUUUCUGAAAUUUUAGAUGGUAAAAAUGAUACUCACAUUUGUCUUAAAGUUUGGUACCUUUAUUAUAGAUGGGCGGGUAUUUGGAAAGCUCAUAAAAUGGGAAUGCGUAUAGGAAAUUUCAGUAUUCAAAAAGAUUCUUUAGCUGCAGCCGCGCCUCUUUUUGCUAGUGCUGCUAAAUCCAAUUAUACAACUGCAAUUGCCCAUUAUCUUUCAACACUAGCUGCUUUUCCACAAUUAGAAGAAAAGUUACGUUGUGUUGGUUCUUUUAAAAUUCCACGUGAACAACAUGAAGAAAACCAUAUCUGUUUAGGUUUUGAUGAGGCGUUAGAGACGUUUGGAGUGAAAUAUGUUAAACAAAAUGUCACCGGAAAUACAAUUGAUGAAAAAUGUCUUAAAGAUCAAAUAAAAGCAGUUCAGGAUGAAAGGGCCAGGAUAGAUUUGCUAAUAUAUGAAUAUUUAGAUAAUAAAUCAAUAUUACCGGCUGAACGAACUAGUAAAUCACGAAUGGCACCAUUGUGGGAUCUUGUAGGCGAUCUAGUAGAUAUUUUUGGGAUGUCAGAUCCUUUGUCUCACGAUCUAUUUCAAGAAUAUCAACCAACUGAACUGCACCAUCAAGGAGUUGAACUUUAUCGACAAGAAGUUCUAGAAAUAGAAUGCAGAAACACACAUGGUAGAAGAGCAAUAGAAGUUGUUAGAACUAGAUUGAAAGAUUUUAUCCAGCAAAAGAAAAAUCGUCGGACUAAAGUUAAAUUAUCUCAAGGUACAUCACGAACAGGUGGAUCUCGUAAUGCAGAUAAUUUAGAAUUGUCACACUUACCUAAUGACCAAAUCAGUUUACUAAAGAAAAAACGUAAACAAACAACCCCGGAAGAAGAAAAAAUACUUGAGGCGUUAUUAGUUUAUGAAGAUGAGUUACCAGACUCAGCUAUUAAUGAGGUUCUUGAUAAACUUUCAAGUGAUUGGAAUAAAACUAAAGUUAAAGCAGCGUGGAGAUACCGUAAAUCUAAAAUUCAAAUUAUAAAUAAUAACAAUAAUAAAUAA